AUGGCUUCUUUGAGCAUUCAAGCAGCCGCGCAGGCCCUGGGGUCGCUUUCCCUCUCCUCCCAUCAACUAUCGGCCUCAUCCAGCAGAGUGUCGCUUGGAGACUCACUUAGGGAGGCCACCUGCUGCUCAUUGCCUCAGCUUUCUUACUCACGCCCACACCCACUCAUCCUCCCUCACCUCGUCACCCCCCACUCCCCCUCCCCACCGCUCCUCCCCCGUCUCCCCCUUCCCCUUUCCCCCUGCCAUUUCCGUCCUCUUCUCCCAUCCUUCACCGCAGCUGCUACCCGGCCAUCUGCUGUCGUCGCCGCGGCCAGGUGUCCCGCCGUGGUGGCCGCCGCCGCCGUCACUCCCACCGUGGCUGCCGCCGCCGGCAAGGACAAGCCGAAGAAGAAGGUGGACUCCGCCGUGAAGCGCGCCAAGCAGGCGGAGGUGCGGCGGGUGUACAACAAGUCGCGGAAGACGGAGAUGAGCACGCGCAUGAAGAAGGCGUUCCUGGCUCUGGAGGAGCUGCGCAAGAGUGCAUCCCCAUCGGAGGAGCAGCUGGUGGCGGCAGAGAAGCUCAUCUCGGAGGCCUUCUCCAUCAUCGACCGAUCGGUGAAGGUCAACGCCAUUCACCAGAACAAGGGCGCGCGCCGCAAGGCUCGGCUCUCCCGGGCCAAGCGUGCCACGCUGGUUUCUCUUGGCUGGUACACUCAGCCUGUUGUUGCGACUGCUUAG
Closterium sp. Naga37s-1 is the source of this 717-nucleotide messenger RNA. NCBI's taxonomy places the organism in Eukaryota, Viridiplantae, Streptophyta, Zygnematophyceae, Desmidiales, Closteriaceae. The record is from the annotation of a GenBank genome assembly.